Contarinia nasturtii (swede midge) is the source of this 3157-nucleotide messenger RNA. Its product is annotated as aminopeptidase N-like. The transcript is spliced from 10 exons. Gene Ontology annotation, molecular function: zinc ion binding; peptide binding; metalloaminopeptidase activity. NCBI's taxonomy places the organism in Eukaryota, Metazoa, Arthropoda, Insecta, Diptera, Cecidomyiidae. Gene Ontology annotation, biological process: proteolysis; peptide catabolic process. Bases 105 to 3002 code for a protein of 965 amino acids. The record is from RefSeq and is a predicted model, not a curated record. Gene Ontology annotation, cellular component: cytoplasm.
UACCACAUUUUUGAAGAUCAGUUGUGGACGAUAUUUCGUGUUGAUCUGUUGUGCUUAAUAGAAUUUUUCAUCGGAUUUAUAAAAAAGUUAUCGGGAGUGAAAUCAUGCACACCUUUGGUUAUUUCAUAGUUGGACUUUUGAUAGUUGGUUGUACAAUUCGAGAUGUUUCAAGCAGAUCCAGACGGCCAUUGGAUCCAAAAUAUCAACGAAUAUAUGAUGAAAAAGAUAGUGAGAUUACUUAUCGUUUGCCAAAUAAUACGAAACCGGAAACAUAUGACAUUACAAUAACCACAAGAAUUGACGAGGGAUUAUUCGACUUUGAUGGUAAAGUCGCCAUUCAAAUAGUCGCUCUAGAAUCAACAAAUAGCAUUACCCUUCAUUAUCGCCAAUUAACGAUAACCUCUCAGUCAUUGCGUAAAGUCGACGAUAAUUCGAUGAUCGCAUUGGAUGAUUAUAAAUACGAUAAAACAACGGAAUUGUUGACUUUUCCUACAAAAACUCAACUGGAAAAGGAUAAAAAAUAUAUAUUGACCAUUGAGUAUAAGGGUGAAUUGCGAACCGACCGUGCAGGAUUCUAUCGAGCAUCUUAUGUCGAUGCAAUUGGUCAAGAAAUAUUUUUCGCCACAACGCAAUUCGAAUCGACAGAUGCUAGACAUGCAUUCCCUUGUUUCGAUGAACCAGCUUUAAAAGCACAAUUCACCAUUCACAUCAAUCAUGGAACUAAAUACAAUGCCAUUUCAAAUAUGCCCGUAAAAUCAUCAAACGAUGUAAAUGGAAGGAGAAUCACCGAUUUUGAGACAACUCCACUCGUUUCAACUUACUUGAUUGCAUUUGUUGUGUCGAAGUUCAAGUAUACUGAAAUUACGGAUGGAAGCGGCAACGCGACGCUACAACGUGUUUACACUAGUUCAAAUAAGCUCAGUCAAACAAGUUACUCGUUGACAGAAGGAGUGAGCAUUUUGAAUGCCAUUGCAAACUAUUUGGAUGUACCAUUUUCAUUGAAAAAAAUGGAUCAAGUGGCUAUACCGAAUGAUCAUUUUGGUGCUGGCGCAAUGGAAAACUGGGGUCUAGUGACAUAUCGUGAUUCAUACUUGUUAUACGAUGAGAAUGUUCAUUUAUCAUUCCGAAAAUUUGAAAUAUCAACCAUAAUAUCACAUGAAUUCGGGCAUCAAUGGUUUGGAAACUUAGUAAGUCCACACUGGUGGACAUAUAUCUGGCUAAACGAGGGCUUUGCCACCUUUUUCGAAUACCUUGGAACUGGAUUGGUGCACGCCGAUUGGGAUGUUUUCAACUACUUUGUUGUCAAUGUCGCCCAAAGAGCUCUCCGUUAUGAUGCACAAUCGACCACACGUGCAAUGAGUACCUAUGCUGAAAGUCCAAAUGGAAUAAGCAAUCUAUUCGACCGGAUUGCAUAUGACAAAUCCGGUGCGGUGUUGCGAAUGUUCUGGCAUGCGCUCACUGAGAAUACAUUCAAAAAAGGUCUCAACUAUUAUCUCAUAGAAAACUCAUAUAAAGCGGUCGAAGAAUCGAAUUUGUUCGAGAGUCUCGAAAAAGCAGCCAAAGAGGAUAAAACUCUUGAUUCAUCAAUGAAUGUUACAUAUUUAUUCGGUACAUGGUCGAAUCAAAAAGGGUUCCCAUUGUUGAAAGUGUCGAGAAAUUAUGAUGAUGGCACCGUAUUCCUUGAGCAAGAGAAAUAUGAUAAAGUGGAAGCAGACGCGGAUCCAUCAUUAUGGUCAAUACCGUAUAAUUUUGCAACUGCAAAUAAUCCUGAUUUUAAUACGACCACACCGUACGGAUGGUUAAUCACUAAAAAUCAAACUUUGACACAAAGUGACAAUGAAAAAUGGUCAAAUAAUGAAUGGCUUUUGUUUAAUCGUCAACAAACUGGUUUCUAUCGCAUUUUAUAUGAUCAACAAAAUUACGAUUUGAUUAACAAACAAUUGAAUUCAGAUGAUUACACAAAAAUACACGAAAUCAAUCGAGCACAGUACAUUGAUGAUUUAUCUGAUUUUGUGUACAACGGUCGACUUUUGCCGAAAGUUCUUUAUGAUGCACUGAGCUAUUUGGAAAAAGAAAAAGAAUAUGCACCGUGGGCAGCAGCACAACGUUCAAUUUCACAAUUGGCUGAGAUUCUUGAUUUGAGCGAAAAGUUUAACGAACUUCAAGAGUUUGUCAAAAAAAUCGUUGAACCAUUUUAUGUGAGUAAGAAGCUUGAAGCCACCGAUGGCGAAGGAUUUUUUGAAAAAUACUCAAGAAAGAUUGCCGUCAAUUUGGCGUGUCGCUUUAGUAGUGCACAAUGUCUCAAUGAAACAUACACAAAAUUACGAGAUUAUCUGGACAAUGAAAUAAUGCUGGAACCAGAUGUGCGCGGUCUCAUUUUUGCCAAUGGAAUUCGUCAAGCCACUUUAUCCGAUGUUAAUGGUCUGUUCAGCCUUUUUUGGCGCACCGACUCAGAAGAUGUACGCAAAGAGAUGAUUACAAGUUUCGGAAAUAUUCAAGAUGUAACUAUUAUUGAGACGCUUCUAAAUGAUACUAUUGCUGAUAUUACAUUAAAAAAAUCAGAUCGUUUGGCAGUUGUACAAUCCAUUCUUGGUGGCAGUAAAAAUGGACUUUUACUUACAAUAGAAUUUCUACAAACUGAAUUGACCAAUGUCGAUACGAAAAUCGGAUCCGUCAAGUCUAUUUUAGCAUCGAUGGCCGGAAAGAUAACAACAAAAACAUUACAAACAAAGUUCAAUGCACUUUUGGAUUUGGCGAAAGAAAAAGGUCUGUGCGAUGACAAUGAUAUUAUAAAUUAUCAAAAAAUCGUCACCGAAAAACUUGAUUGGGUGGACAACCAUCAAAAACACUAUGAAGAAGGUCUAAAAGAUGGAACUGAACCUCCAUCUCCCCCUUCCUCAAAUACCGUUCUUAUUGUUGUAGUCGGGCUUUUAAUCGGUGGAAUUAUAGUCGUUGCAGGAAUCUGCUUCAUUCGUUGGAAACGAAAUAAGCAAUCAGAAUAAUGUGCAGAAAUCAUGCGCACAUAAACACGUGUCUAAAUCGCAAAAAAUUAAAACACAUAAAACAAGUGCCAAUUUUUAUAAUUUAUAACGCCAUAACGCUUUAUUUUUAAUAGUUUUUUUUUGGAAUAAAUUAAAGCAAAAUUAACUUGUCUUAA